Messenger RNA from Gavia stellata (red-throated loon), 1642 nucleotides. RefSeq names its product mitochondrial E3 ubiquitin protein ligase 1 (gene MUL1). The record is from RefSeq and is a predicted model, not a curated record. NCBI's taxonomy places the organism in Eukaryota, Metazoa, Chordata, Aves, Gaviiformes, Gaviidae. Gene Ontology annotation, molecular function: ubiquitin-protein transferase activity. Gene Ontology annotation, cellular component: mitochondrion. Gene Ontology annotation, biological process: protein ubiquitination; organelle organization. The transcript is spliced from 4 exons. Bases 1 to 1059 code for a protein of 352 amino acids.
AUGGAGGGCGGCGGGCGGCCCUCGGCCGCACAGGCCGCGCUGUUGGCCGCCAGCACCGCCCUCACCGCCCUGGUCUACUCCGUCUACCGGCAGAAGGCCCGCGUCGCCCGUGGCCUCGAGGGCGCCAGGAGGGUCCGGCUGGACGGGGACUUGCGGACGGUGCUGCUGGAGGCGCCAGGGCGCUGCGUCCCCUACGCGGUUAUCGAAGGUGUGGUGCGGUCCGUUAAGGAGACCCUGAGCAGCCAGUUUGUGGAGAACUGCAAGGGUGUCGUUCAGAGGCUGACGCUGCAGGAGCAUAAGAUGGUGUGGAACCGAACAACGCACCUCUGGAACGACUAUGAGAAGAUCAUCCACCAGAGAACCAACACCACUCCCUUCGACCUGGUCCCUCAGGAGGAAGGUGCCAGCGUCACCGUCAGGGUGAUGAAGCCACUGGACGCCGCCGAGCUCAGCCUGGAGACAGUGUACGAGAAAUUUCAUCCCUCUGUCCAGUCCUUCACUGAUGUCAUCGGACACUACAUCAGCGGAGAACGCCCGAAGGGCAUUCAGGAGACAGAGCAGAUGCUGAAGGUGGGCACAGCGCUGACGGGAGUGGGAGAGCUGGUCCUGGACAACACCACGAUCAAGCUGCAGCCCCCGAAGCAGGGCAUGCCCUACUACCUGAGCAGCGUGGAUUUCAACUCCUUGCUGCAGAAACAAGAGUCGAACGUCCGGUUCUGGAAAAUCCUGACCGUCAUUUUUGGUUUUGCCGCCUGCGCCGUCCUCUUCUUCAUCCUACGGAAGCAAUACCGGCAUCACCGAGAGAGGCGGCACCUCAAGCAAAUGGAGGAUGAAUUCCGGCAGGCCCAGGAGCGCCUGAUGCGCGAAAUGAACGUGGAGGGUGGAGAGACGCUGAAAAACGCCUGUGUCAUCUGCUUGAGCAACACCAAAUCCUGCGUCUUCCUGGAGUGUGGGCACGUUUGCUCUUGCAACGAGUGCUACCGGGCUCUCCCCGAGCCCAAAAUGUGCCCCAUCUGCAGGCAGGCCAUCUCCAGGGUGGUUCCCUUAUACAACAGUUAAAUUUCUGUGGCCGGGGCGAGCUUUUGGCAUUAAAGCUGCCCCUCGCAAAGGGGUUUUCUCGCCUCGCUGCUUGGGUGGUUGAUUUUAGGGAAGGGGAGGGAGCUUGAGUGAGCAGGGUGCUUCCACUGGGGUGCAGAGCCAAGUCUUAAAAGGCGACGGUCCAGCUGAUCAGGGCUCACGUCGCAGUCCGGAGGCUUUCGGCGCGGGAGACGAGGAGUCCUCGCAAAGGGUGCGGCGCUCAGCUGGGGGAUGCAGUUUCAACCUCUUCUGUUAAGAGUCAGACUCUUGGGGUUUGCGUUGCGGUUUACUAAAAUACCCAGCUUAUAAAAACGUUGUAGGGAAAAAAAAAAAGACAUAUUACGGCUUCUCAGGGGCUGCAGAAUUUGGGCGACGCUGCCACCUGGCUCCAGGGACUGACGGAGCAGGAUGGGCUUUCAGAGAGCUUGGGGGGGGGUUUGCGUGAACACAAGUAAUUUUGUAAUCAUCCGCGAAAUCAGUUUGUGACGUAUCGCGCCAGGACACGAGAAUGGGGAGGUGAAAACGCUGUGGCCGAUUUCCACGCUUGGCUUGAGCUGGGAUAGAA